GACAGGAAGGAGGGGGGAAGAAAAGAAAAGGAGCGGUGAGGAGGAGAGCAGAGCACGCUGGCGGAGAAGAGGAGCGCGGUGAACUGGCGACUCUCUCAGGAGUUAGAAGCUCAUUCAUUCAUCCUCUAUCGGUUCUGUGUGAUCUAGCAAUAUGUCAGCGAAGGCCAUCUCUGAGCAGACAGGGAAAGAGUUCCUGUAUAAGCACAUUUGCACCACUGCAGCCGUGCAGAACCGCUUCCGCUACGCUAACGUCACUGCAGACACAAACUGGGAGCAGCUGGUCCAGGACCAUCCAUGGCUUCUGACUGAGCGAUUGGUUGUAAAGCCAGAUCAGCUGAUCAAGCGCAGAGGGAAACUAGGACUAGUGGGUGUGAAUCUAGAUCUACAGGGGGUGAAAGAAUGGCUCAAACCUCGUCUGAUGAAAGAGGCCACGGUGGGGAAGGCCAACGGCAUCCUGAAGAACUUCCUGAUAGAGCCUUUUGUCGCUCAUAAGCAGGAGGAGGAGUUUUAUGUAUGUAUUUAUGCAGCGCGUGAGGGGGAUUAUGUGUUGUUUCAUCAUGAGGGCGGGGUCGAUGUGGGUGAUGUCGACUCUAAAGCUCAGAAGCUGCUGGUGGGCGUGGACGAGAAGCUCCGCCCAGAUUUUGUCAAACAGAAACUCCUCACGCACGCUCCAGCAGACAAAAGAGAGGUACUGACCAGUUUCCUGGUGGGUUUGUUUAACCUGUAUGAGGAUCUAUACUUCACUUACCUGGAGAUCAACCCUCUGGUGGUGACGAAAAAUGGAGUGUAUGUAUUGGACAUGGCUGCUAAGAUUGAUGCUACGGCUGAUUAUCUGUGUAAAGCUAAAUGGGGUGACGUGGAGUUUCCCCCUCCAUUCGGCAGAGAGGCCUACCCUGAGGAAGCAUAUAUAGCAGAUUUGGAUGCUAAAAGUGGUGCCAGUCUUAAACUCACUCUGCUUAACCCCCGCGGACGUAUCUGGACCAUGGUGGCAGGGGGCGGAGCCUCAGUUGUGUACAGUGAUACAAUCUGUGACCUGGGCGGAGUCAAUGAGCUGGCCAAUUACGGAGAGUAUUCAGGUGCUCCAAGUGAACAGCAGACUUACGACUAUGCCAAGACCAUCCUCUCCCUCAUGACCCGAGAGAAACACCCCAAUGGGAAGGUGUUGAUCAUUGGAGGAAGCAUCGCUAACUUCACAAAUGUAGCCGCAACAUUUAAGGGUAUUGUCAGGGCAAUCAGAGACUAUCAGGAGCCUCUGAAGGAGCAUGAGGUCAGCAUCUUUGUGCGACGUGGUGGCCCAAACUACCAGGAGGGUCUGAGAGUAAUGGGAGAAGUGGGCAAAACCACAGGCAUCCCCAUCCAUGUCUUUGGCACUGAGACCCACAUGACUGCCAUCGUUGGAAUGGCUCUGGGCCAUCGGCCAAUUGCCACUCAGCCACGCGUCGCUGCCCAUACCGCCAAUUUCCUGCUGAACACCAGUAGCAACUCUUCGACCCCCAGCUCAAGCAGAACUGCAUCUUUCUCUGAGGUGAAGAGUACAGAAGGGUUUGCUUCUGUAGAAAAGGCCAGACCAGGGGUUCCACCAGGGAAAGCUACCACUCUGUUCAGCAAGCACACAAAGGCCAUCGUGUGGGGCAUGCAGACACGGGCGGUGCAGGGAAUGUUGGACUUUGACUAUGUGUGCUCUCGCAAAGAGCCCUCAGUGGCAGCCAUGGUCUACCCCUUCACUGGAGACCAUAAGCAGAAGUUUUAUUGGGGUCAUAAGGAGAUUUUGCUGCCUGUUUACAAGAACAUGUCAGAUGCCAUGAAGAAACACCCCGAAGUGGAUGUGCUCAUCAGUUUCGCCUCUCUGCGCUCAGCCUACGACAGCACCAUGGAAACAUUACAGUACCCACAGAUCCUCACUAUUGCAAUUAUAGCAGAGGGCAUUCCUGAGGCACUGACCCGCAAGAUCAUCAAGAAAGCAGAUGAGAAGGGUGUGACUAUCAUUGGGCCAGCAACGGUGGGAGGUAUAAAGCCUGGCUGUUUUAAGAUUGGUAAUACGGGCGGAAUGCUAGACAACAUCCUGGCGUCCAAGCUGUACCGUCCAGGCAGCGUAGCCUAUGUCUCUCGCUCCGGGGGCAUGUCCAACGAGCUCAACAACAUCAUCUCCCGCACUACAGACGGAGUGUUUGAGGGCGUCGCCAUUGGGGGAGACAGGUACCCAGGCUCAGUGUUUAUGGAUCAUGUGUUGAGGUAUCAGGAUACACCAGAGGUGAAAAUGAUCGUUGUGCUGGGAGAGAUUGGAGGUACAGAGGAGUAUAAGAUUUGUCAGGGCAUUAAAGAGAGAAGGAUCACUAAGCCUGUUGUCUGCUGGUGUAUCGGCACCUGUGCUACCAUGUUUGCCUCUGAGGUGCAGUUCGGCCAUGCUGGAGCAUGUGCUAAUCAGGCCUCUGAGACUGCAGUGGCCAAAAACAAGGCCCUGAAAGAGGCUGGAGUCUUUGUACCCAAGAGCUUUGACGAACUAGGAGAGGUCAUCAAGUCAGUUUAUGAUGACCUGGUGAGCCGAGGUGUGAUUGUGCCUGCUAAGGAAGUUCCCCCUCCCACUGUGCCGAUGGAUUACUCUUGGGCAAGGGAGUUAGGUCUGAUUCGUAAGCCAGCAUCUUUCAUGACCAGUAUCUGUGAUGAGAGAGGUCAGGAGCUGAUCUAUGCUGGAAUGCCCAUCACAGAGGUCUUUAAGUCAGAGAUCGGUCUGGGGGGCACUCUGGGACUGCUCUGGUUCCAGAGGAGGCUUCCACGAUAUGCGUGUCAGUUCAUAGAGAUGUGUCUGAUGGUGACUGCGGAUCAUGGCCCUGCGGUGUCCGGAGCUCAUAACACCAUCGUGUGUGCCCGCGCUGGCAAAGACCUCAUCUCCAGUCUUACAUCCGGCCUGCUCACUAUCGGGGAUCGAUUCGGUGGUGCUCUGGAUGCUGCUGCUAAGCAGUUCAGUAAGGCGUUUGAUAGUGGAAUGCUGCCCAUGGAGUUUGUCAACAAGAUGAAGAAAGACGGCAAACUAAUCAUGGGCAUUGGGCACAGGGUCAAAUCUAUCAAUAACCCUGAUAUGAGGGUGCAGAUCCUGAAGGACUUUGUGAAGCAGCACUUCCCCUCCACCCAGCUAUUGGACUAUGCACUGGAAGUGGAAAAAAUCACCACCUCUAAGAAACCAAACCUCAUUCUGAAUGUAGAUGGUUUUAUUGGAGUGGCCUUCGUGGAUCUGCUGAGGACGUGUGGAGGCUUUACAAGGGACGAGGCUGAUGAGUUUGUGGAGAUUGGCGCACUGAAUGGAAUCUUCGUUUUGGGACGCAGCAUGGGCUUCAUUGGCCACUAUCUGGAUCAGAAGCGUCUGAAACAGGGUCUGUACCGCCACCCAUGGGACGACAUCUCCUACGUCCUGCCCGAGCAUAUGUCAAUGUAACUGUGGAAACCAUACCAUACGGCCUAUCACUGGCAUCUUCACCCUCUGCUUUGACCUCUGACCUCUAGGUGUAAGUCAGGGUUGAGGGGGGUGGUUGUGUCAUUUCUGUGGAGUGUGUUAAUAUCUGUGAAAAACUGCUUGUGAACGUGUUAAUGUUUGUGUCUCAUGCAGUCUGUAAGUCAAACUGUGGUAAAUGUGUUGUCUUUAUAUUCCUGUAGUGUCGAUGCAGUAGGUGAGAAAAUGUUCAGACACCAUCACCAUAAACCUCACAUAGUUCUUUCCUGUUGAGAGGAGAGCUCACUCAAAUAGCCUAAGUAGUGUAAGAAAUAGUUUUAACAUGCAAGAACAGUUCAUUGGAACAAGACAUGUAGCUUUUGAAGAAUAUUUGAUUGAUCUCUCUUUAGAUUAGUAUGACCUUUCUGCAGCCUUUGCUGCCAUCUCUAGCUAACAGUUUGCCAGUAGCAAGUACUAGUGCAAUAAUAAACCUAGUCUAGAGGUAGGCAGGAGCUUUAUUUUGUGUUUAAAUGUCUAAAUGUUGGAGUUGAAAGUGUUGGGAAAAUCAGAAUGUAGUGCACUAUUUUUGAGAGUUGAUGAAUGUACACAUAACAAAUAACUAUUUUGGACAGUGGUAUUUUUAAAGAUGAUGUGUGCCAUAGUAUUGUCCAUAAUGUUUACAAUACAGUGAUAAUUAGCCAGUGCAACCGUGUGAACAAACAUGUUAUCAUAUGGGAUGUUUACCGUAUCUGUGCCCAUUAUGUGACACCAUUCCAUUUGUGUAUUUUUAAUUUUUGUAUGCCUUAUGUUAAGCUGUGCUUUUAUAAAGUGUGAAACACUGAAACACACAUUCAGCUACAACUGUGUCAUACUUGAGCGGAAAAAAACAAAUAAAUAAUAAGUUUCUGAA
Molecule: messenger RNA, 4334 nt
Organism: Colossoma macropomum (tambaqui)
Lineage: Eukaryota; Metazoa; Chordata; Actinopteri; Characiformes; Serrasalmidae
Gene: aclya
Product: ATP citrate lyase a
Exons: 28
Coding region: 152-3430 (1092 amino acids)
Biological process (GO): citrate metabolic process; acetyl-CoA biosynthetic process; fatty acid biosynthetic process
Cellular component (GO): cytosol
Molecular function (GO): ATP citrate synthase activity
Source: RefSeq, a predicted model, not a curated record